Molecule: messenger RNA, 1869 nt
Organism: Molossus molossus (Pallas's mastiff bat)
Lineage: Eukaryota; Metazoa; Chordata; Mammalia; Chiroptera; Molossidae
Gene: REEP2
Product: receptor accessory protein 2
Exons: 8
Coding region: 133-882 (249 amino acids)
Biological process (GO): endoplasmic reticulum tubular network organization
Cellular component (GO): endoplasmic reticulum tubular network; cytoplasmic microtubule; endoplasmic reticulum membrane
Molecular function (GO): taste receptor binding; microtubule binding
Source: RefSeq, a predicted model, not a curated record
AACAGCGGCGGCUAGUUGCUCCGCGGCCCCCGCGGCGGCUGCUGCUGCUGCUGCGGCUCCUGCUGUCUCCACCGUUCGACCUCCGGCAGCUGCAUCCUCGGCCCCGGUGGGGUCCCCGCCCCGCGCCCCGCCAUGGUGUCCUGGAUCAUCUCUCGCCUGGUGGUGCUCAUCUUUGGCACCCUGUACCCAGCCUAUUCUUCCUACAAAGCCGUGAAGACAAAAAACGUGAAGGAAUAUGUGAAAUGGAUGAUGUACUGGAUCGUCUUUGCCUUCUUCACCACAGCUGAAACACUCACGGAUAUCGUGCUCUCCUGGUUCCCCUUCUACUUUGAGCUCAAGAUCGCCUUUGUGAUAUGGCUGCUGUCCCCUUACACCAAGGGCUCCAGCGUGCUCUACCGCAAGUUCGUGCACCCAACAUUGUCCAACAAGGAGAAGGAGAUCGACGAGUACAUCACACAGGCCCGAGACAAGAGCUAUGAGACCAUGAUGAGGGUGGGCAAGAGGGGCCUGAAUCUGGCCGCCAAUGCCGCGGUCACAGCUGCUGCCAAGGGCCAGGGGGUGCUGUCAGAGAAGCUCCGAAGCUUCAGCAUGCAGGACCUGACCCUGAUCCGGGAUGAGGACACCCUGCCCCUGCAUGGGCCUGAUGGCCGCCUCCGACCUGGCCCCGGCAGCCUCCUGGACACCAUUGAGGACCUAGGAGAUGACCCUGCCCUGAGUUUAAGGUCUGACUCCCGGACAGAGACCUCUGAGGAUGAUGUGGGAGACAAGGCUCCUAAGAGGGUUAAAUCCAUCAAAAAAGUGCCCAAAGCUGAGCCACUGGCUUCCAAGACGCUGAAGACCCGGCCCAAGAAGAAGACCUCAGGCGGGGGUGACUCAGCUUGAGGCCCCGACCCCCCACAGGCUGCAGAGCCCCUGUUCCACACUGUGCCCAUAGCCCACGUGUCUCCGCCCCAGGCCCCUCAGAUGGUUAUUUCUGGUGCCUGCCUAAUGGCCACUUUUCUGGAAGGGCUUGGAAAAGAGGAGGGAGGCCCUGCGGGGGGGUGAAGGUGGAGGCUGGACCUGGAGCUGAGGACUGAGCCAUCCGAGGUGGUGGGGGCUCCUCAGAGCCUGAACUGCCAUUCUCCCGGCUCCAGCCCUGUUUUCCUACCCAGUGCCUUGCUGAACACCAUGGCCAUCUGCUUCUUUGAGGUCCUAAUGUGCACCUACUGUUCUCCCUGGGUGGGGGAUGGAGGGGGAGUGUCAGUCACAACCCAGAUGGACCAGAGACAGGCCUGGAGGCAUCUGGGGGAGGGAGGGAGUGGGGAAGGCCUCGGGGAACCUGGGCAGGGGCUCCAGGCCACAGCUCUGAAUGGAGGACAGGGGCUUAGUGUGUGCUUAGAUGACCAGGAUGACCAGACUGGAACUGUAGCUGGGGGCAUUGGACGAACUGUGUGCUACAUGUCCCCACCAAGAGGUGGAGUUCCAGGGGUGUGUGGGGAGGAGGAUGUGUGGGGUAAAGGACUUGACCUCCAGCGGUGAUCUCCCCCCACCCUCAGCCCUCCCUCCUAGUCUCUGGGCCUCAGAGGAUCACAGUCCAUGAGGCACUGGGCCUCCAAGGGGCCUCUCACCUCCUCUUCUGCCCUCAGUUAUUUUUGCCUCUUCCCUUUCCUGCCCUGCCCCUGGACUGGGCUCCUCUACCCCUCAGGGCCCACUGUAGAGGCCCCUUGCUUGAGCCAGCUCCCUUUCUCCACACCCAGAGGCCCAUCUUCCUUUCUCCCAGGGUCCUCUUCCUGUGCCAAGCAGACUAGGCCCCAUGUUAGCAGACCCCCGUCAGAGCGCAGCCGUUGCUCCACAUGCUGCCCCAGCUUCCGCUGUGAUCUCAGUCAGAGC